Messenger RNA from Oncorhynchus mykiss (rainbow trout), 2529 nucleotides. RefSeq names its product protein phosphatase 1, regulatory (inhibitor) subunit 14C (gene ppp1r14c). The record is from RefSeq and is a predicted model, not a curated record. Gene Ontology annotation, molecular function: protein serine/threonine phosphatase inhibitor activity. Gene Ontology annotation, cellular component: cytoplasm. Lineage: Eukaryota; Metazoa; Chordata; Actinopteri; Salmoniformes; Salmonidae. Gene Ontology annotation, biological process: regulation of phosphorylation.
AUCAUCACUGCCCUCCUCUGAGCGCGCUGUAUUUUAAGUAGCAGGUGUUUUAAAAACGGUGUUCAUUUCUUAGCCAGGCAGUACAGUAGCUCCCUCCGUCGCUCUCUCUCUCUCUCUCUCUCUCUCUCUCUCUCUCUCUCUCUCUCUCUCUCUCUCUCUCUCACACACACACAAAACACUGCAAUGUCAGCCGCCAGCACCGAGACGAGCGCCCCGUUGCCUGCGGCCGCCAGCCGGGUGUUCUUCCAGCCGCUGGCCGGGGUAGGGUGCGCUGGGUCCGGACCCAUGCCGCGGGACGACCCGGUCCAGAGGAAGCAGGGGAAAGUGACGGUGAAAUACGACAGGAAGGAGCUGCGGAAGAGACUGAUCUUGGAGGAGUGGAUUAUUGAACAACUGAGCGAUCUGUACGACUGUGAGGAAGAGGAGAUGCCAGAGGUGGAGAUAGACAUCGAUGACCUGUUGGAAGUCAACAGUGAAGACGAGAGAGCCGUCAAACUACAGGAAUCCUUAAUGGACUGCUAUAAACCCACGGAGGUCUUUGUCAGUGAGUUGUUAGGGAGGAUAAGAGGAAUGAGGAAACUCACUGCUCCCACCAAGAAGGGUCUAUAAUGGAUGUCAACCAACCGCAACUCAACCGCAACUCAACCGCAACUCAACCAUAACCAGAUUUGGACAAGUAUAGACAAUUCAAACUCAUCUCAACCGCAUCGAAUCUCUCCUGCUACUCAACUACACGGACCGUCCAAUAGCUCAGUGACACAUCCCAUUAUUAUCCCUUAAAGGAAAGCUCCAUAUGUUGGUGUUUGUUUCAUUAGUCCAUUGUUGAUACAGUCCAAAAACAACUUCUUCAAGAUGUAUAACUCUUUCUUUUAAAUACAGAAAUACAGCCGAUAUAAUCUAUCAUACCAGCUGUGUUUCUCUAUUCUUGCCCUAGCACUACACAGCUGAUUUAAAUAACUAACUCGUCAUCAAGCUUUGAUGAUUUAAAAUCAGCUGUGUAAUUCUAAAAACCUAAAGGUGCAGCCUGGGUCCCAGGCCCGAGUUUGGGAAGCCCCCUCCUCUACUCCACAGACAUGACUGAAUAUGAUAACAAUACUCAGCAUUACACAACUGGACAGCCAUAAUACAACAUCACAACCCAAUCACAACACAUAACCCCUACAUAACCCCUACAUAACCCCUACAUAACCCCUACAUAACCACUACAUAACCCCUACAUAACCCCUACAUAAUCCCUACAUAACCACUACAUAACCCCUACAUAACCCCUACAUAACCCCUACAUAACCACUACAUAACCCCUACAUAACCACUACAUAACCCCUACAUAACCCCUACAUAACCCCUACAUAACCCCUACAUAACCACUACAUAACCCCUACAUAACCCCUACAUACCCCUACAUAACCACUACAUAACCCCUACAUAACCACUACAUAACCACUACAUAACCCCUACAUAACCCCUACAUAACCAUUACAUAACCACUACAUAACCACUACAUAACUACAUAACACAAUGCAACCCAAUCACAACACAUAACCCCUACAUAACCCCUACAUAACCCCUACAUAACCAUUACAUAACCACUACAUAACCAUUACAUAACCACUACAUAACUACAUAACACAAUGCAACCCAAUCACAACACAUAACCCCUACAUAACCACUACAUAACCACUACAUAACCACUACAUAACCACUACAUAACAUCACAUCAGGGGCUGACUGGCCAUCUGGCAUUUUGGGCAAAUGCCACAUGGGCUGGUCCCUUUUUAGCCUAGUGGGCAUGUCUAACUUCGUUUUUUUUUUUUUGUUGCAAAAUGAGCAUUAUCUGGCUAAUAAUGGGGGAGCCUCAAGGAACAAAAUGGGCCGGUGUGUUAGACAUUUCUGGGCCGAUUUCUGGUCCCAGUCCGCCCCUGCAGCACAUGACAACCACAAUACAACACAACUCAACACUUGAUAUCCAUUUCCCCUCUCCCUCUCCUCCCAUCCCCCACUGUACCCCAGCAGCCAUUAACUAACUACAGACCUUUAAUAUAUCCAGAGGGGUUUUAAAAUGUUGUUUCUUUUUGAAUAUAUACUGAACAAAACAAUCAACGCAACAUGUAAAGAGUUGGUUCCAUGUUUCAUGAGCUGUUCCAUACGAGGGCUUCCCUCGCAGCGGUCUAACAACAGCCCCGGGUUCGAUCCCAGGCUGUGUCACAGCCGACCGUGACCGGGAGACCCAUGAGACGGUGCACAAUUGGCCCAGCGUCGUCCGGGUUAGGGGAGGGUUUGGCCCAGCGUCGUCCGGGUUAGGGGAGGGUUUGGCCCAGCGUCGUCCGGGUUAGGGGAGGGUUUGGCCGGCCGGGAUUUCCUUGGCCCAUUGGGCUCUGGCUACUCCAUGUUGCCGGCCGGCCGCCUGCAAACUGACUUCGGUCACCAGUUGUGUGCACCGACAUGUUGGUGCUUCCGGGUUGGUCAAGAAGCAGUGUGGCUUGGCAGGGUUGUAUUUCGGAGGAUGCAUGGCUCUCGACCUUCGCCUCU